Messenger RNA from Saccostrea cuccullata (small rock oyster), 1197 nucleotides. RefSeq names its product E3 ubiquitin-protein ligase TRIM56-like. NCBI's taxonomy places the organism in Eukaryota, Metazoa, Mollusca, Bivalvia, Ostreida, Ostreidae. The record is from RefSeq and is a predicted model, not a curated record. The transcript has 3 exons. The coding region runs from base 1 to 1197 and encodes 398 amino acids. Gene Ontology annotation, molecular function: zinc ion binding.
AUGGAUAAAGUUCAACCUUCGAAGCUGAGAAGUUUUAAGGAUCUGUUGAAAUGUGCAAUCUGUUUCGAUAUUUUCACUGAUCCUAAAAUCCUAAGUUGCCAUCAUUUCUUUUGUGCAGAAUGCAUUGAAAAACAUCAUGCAAGUUCUCAGGAGGGCAACUUGGCCCACUGUCCAAUUUGCAGGCAGGGAUUUGUAUUGGAUCUUUCCGGAGCAUCUAGCCUACCUUCUUGCUACUUUAUAAAUGAUAUGCUUGAAAAUUUUUCGAAGGAGCAUUUUGAAGAAAAGAAGGAAAUUGAUUUAGAGAGGUUAUGCGAGGCGUUAUGUUUAAAGAGUGAAAAGAGAGUUUCUGCCGUGUAUGCCUGUCCACCUUGUGGUUUAGAUCUUUGUCAAGAUUGUUCAGAAGCACAUCAGGUUUUCUUUUCACAUCAUGAAAUUGUUGAUGUUAAAGAUUACCAAAGACCAGCUAUGGUUCAGACCUUAGAAUUAGAAGAAGAAAGUUUGAAAUGCAGUCAUCACAAGGAAUACAACCUCAACAAUUUCUGUACGGACUGCCAAGCUGUUUUAUGUCAAAUAUGUAAAUUAAAGCAUAAAGAUCAUGCUUGUAUCUCUAUAGAAAGUAUUAAGACCAACACGCUUGAACUGCGAGAAAAACUGGCAAGAAUAAAAGAUGACAUUGAGAGAAAAAAGAGAGAUAUUCAAACAUUCAAAAUAAUUCUUACAACAAGCGAAGCCAAAGCACUAAAUAAACUGCGCAGUACACAUAAGCAAUUGCACGAAAAAAUAGACUUGCAGAAAACCUAUAUGGAAAACCAAUUAAAAACAUAUUCAUCACACCUUCAGGGAGAAAUAACAAAAACUCUUGAAGAUGUAGAUGUUCAUUCCAAGUCCAUCGAGAGUAUCCUUGAGCUUAUCCACACGCUUUAUGCAUUCGGCAAUGAUCGUUGCCUUUUGAUGUACUGGCAAAACAUUAAGGACAGGAGUGAGAGUAUAAAUGUUGAUGAUUUAAUACCUUCACAGUUAGAAUCUAAAGACGCAAUUAAAUUUGAUGCCAUUGCUGUCGAUACCGUUAACAUUGGAGAGCUCACGUUUUCAUCUCCAGACACCAAUUGUUUUGGCAUGUUUGACACGAAACUCGAGGAAGAUGGAUUGCCUUUGAAGCAGACGACAGAGGAGAUAUAUGAUGAUGGGAUUUUCUAA